UCCGGACAUAUUUUAAAGUUACAACAGUGACGCACGUUGGAAUUUGUUGACAGACAACUAACCAGCGAUUGAAGGAAUACGAUCAAAUCAACACUAUGGCACAAACAGGGGUUGCUCUUGGCUUUUUGGAGGAGGCUGAACACUGGCAACUACAGAGUUAUCAGUUCCCCAGCAAAGUUGGAGGCAAACCUGCAUGGUUGAGUCAGUUGGACAUCCCAGGUCUUCCUGAGUUAGCAUGUGGGAAAUGCCAACUUCCUACCGCAUUUCUCAUGCAAGUUUACGCUCCAAUAACUGGACAGGAUAGAAGUUUUCACCGAACUCUUUUUGUAUUCUGCUGCAAGACACCAGACUGCUAUUCACGAAACGACAGCCGUUGUCUGAAAGUAUUUCGUAGCCAGUUGCCAAGGAGAAACGACUUUUAUCCCUACGAUCCUCCAUCUGAUGAAGACCCCAAUUGGACUGAGCAUGACCCCUGUGUCCACGGUUCAGGGGUUAAACUAUGCAAGCUAUGUGGCUGUCCUGGCCAAAAAGUUUGCUCUAAAUGCCAUGCAGUGUCCUACUGCAGCAAAGAACACCAGACCAUAGACUGGAAACACUGUCACAAGAAAGAGUGUUGCAAACAAGUGCCGUCCAGUGCAGUGCCUUCCCCAUUCCUGUUCCCCGAGUUGGAAUUGGUCACAGAGCCUGAGGAACAUCAGAAAGAAGAGUCUAGUCAACUGGUGGGGGAUGCACAGAAUAAUGUGGAAUGCUCCUCAGUUGACGAUUUGGCAGAGGCAGAACUUGAAAACAUGGCCAUGCAUGAAACCGAAGAUGUCAAAGUGUUCCAAAAGUUUAAACGGAGGAUUGCAUCAGAGCCACAUCAGGUUUUGCGAUAUUUCAGAGAUGGCUCUCCUCUUUGGGUUUCGUCUGAACAUGUUCCAGUGGAGAAGGGCAUCCCGCAUUGUCCCUGUGGUUCCAGGCGUAUCUUUGAAUUUCAGGUCAUGCCCCAGCUACUAAAUGAUCUGAAAGUGGACAGCCCUGAUGCCAGUAUAGACUGGGGAACCUUGGCUGUCUACACAUGUGCUGACAGCUGUGACAAAGGCAACAAGUACUCUUCUGAAUUCAUCUGGAAACAAGAUUUCACAGAACAGAAAUAAUUGUAUUAAAAUCCAAAUGUACCUAGUUAAGAAAAUAUUUUGUGGGGUUUUUGCAUAGUUAUACUGUCCCUUCAUCUCAGUUUCUCUAGGAAAGGAAAUAGCAACUAUGCAUAAACAGUCACAAUCUGUUCCAUUUCCAAACACUCAUACAUUUUGAGGAAUAUGACUUCAGGUUGUUACAUUCUUACUUUAUCACCAUAAGCAAAAGACAUGUCAUUUGUUUUGCCAUAGGACUAAUAGUUUGCAUAGUUUCAACAGGUUUAAAAACAUUCUGUAAUGCAAUGUUAUUUUUAGAGCAUUAAAGCUCAAAUUAAAACACACUUAGCAUGUUAAUGUCAUGUGACAUUGAGUCCAUUCAUUAAACUGGUCAUGCACAGUCA
This is a messenger RNA of Salvelinus fontinalis (brook trout), 1516 nucleotides long. RefSeq names its product programmed cell death 2 (gene pdcd2). NCBI's taxonomy places the organism in Eukaryota, Metazoa, Chordata, Actinopteri, Salmoniformes, Salmonidae. The record is from RefSeq and is a predicted model, not a curated record. The transcript is spliced from 6 exons. The coding region runs from base 96 to 1136 and encodes 346 amino acids. Gene Ontology annotation, cellular component: nucleus; cytoplasm.